GCCGGCCCCGCCGCCGCCGCCAACCCGCUCCGCGCGCCCGGGCCCCGCCGGCGCCAUGGACCGAGGCCGGGUGCUGGAACAGCUGCUCCCUGAGCUCACGGGGCUGCUCAGCCUCCUGGACCAUGAGUACCUCAGCGACACUGCCCUGGAGAAGAAGAUGGCUGUGGCCUCCAUCCUGCAGAGCCUGCAGCCCCUCCCAGCCAAAGAAGUCUCCUACCUGUAUGUGAACACUGCGGACCUCCACUCCGGGCCCAGCUUCGUGGAGUCCCUCUUUGAAGAGUUCGACUGUGACCUGAGCGACCUCCGGGACAUGCCAGAGGAUGACGGGGAGCCCUGCAAAGGAGCCAGCCCUGAGCCAGCCAAGAGCCCGCCUCUGAGACAUGCUGCCGAUCUACCUCCACCGCUUCCCCAAAGGCCCCCACCCGAGGACUACUAUGAAGAGGCCCUUCCCCUAGGACCCGGCAAGUCCCCCGAGUACAUCAGCUCCCACAGUGCCGCUCCUUCUGCCAACCCCACAGACGGCUGCAGCCCAGCCCAUUCCAUCAUGGAUGGCUACUACGAGGAUGCAGACAGCAGCUACCCCGCCACCAGGAUGAAUGGGGAGCUAAAGAACUCCUACAAUGACUCUGACCCAAUGAGCAGCUCCUACGAGUCCUACGAUGAGGAGGAGGAGGAAGGGAAAGGGCCACAGCCCACGCACCAGUGGCCCUCGGAGGAGGCCUCCAUGCACCUGGUGAGGGACUGCAGGAUAUGUGCCUUCCUGCUGCGGAAAAAGCGCUUCGGGCAGUGGGCCAAGCAGCUGACGGUCAUCAAGGAGGACCAGCUCCUGUGUUACAAAAGCUCCAAGGACCGGCAGCCGCAUCUGAGGCUGGCGCUGGAUGUCUGCAGCGUCACCUACAUGCCCAAGGACAGCCGCCACAAGAGGCAUGAGCUCCGCUUCUCCCAGGGGGCUACCGAGGUCUUGGUGCUGGCACUGCAGAGCCGGGAGCAAGCCGAGGAGUGGCUGAAGGUCAUCCGAGAGGUGAGCAAGGCUGCCGGGGUGACAGAGGGGGCAGAUGUGCCCAGGUCCCCAGUCCUCCUCUGCAAGCUGGACCUAGACAAGAGACUGUCCCAGGAGAAGCAGACCUCAGACUCGGACAGCCCGGGCAUGGGUGAUAGCUGUUCUACUCUAGGCCGCCGGGAGGCCUGCGACCACGGUAAAGGGAAGAAGAGCAGCUUGGCAGAGCUGAAGGGUUCAGUGAGCAGGGCCGCAGGCCGCAAGAUCACCCGCAUCAUCAGCUUCUCCAAGAAGAAGCCGCUGGCUGAUGACCUGCAAACAUCCUGCCCCGAUGAGGAGGUUCCGUGCUGCGGCUAUCUGAACGUGCUGGUGAACCAAGGCUGGAAGGAGCGCUGGUGCCGCCUGAAAUGCAACACUCUGUAUUUCCACAAGGAUCACACGGACCUGCGGACCCACGUGAAUGCCAUUGCUCUCCGUGGCUGUGAGGUGGCCCCGGGCUUUGGGCCCAGACAUCCAUUUGCCUUCAGGAUCCUGCGCAACAGGCAGGAGGUUGCCAUCCUGGAGGCAAACUGCUCAGAGGACAUGGGCCGCUGGCUUGGGCUGUUGCUGGUGGAGAUGGGCUCCAGAGUCACUCCCGAGGCGCUGCACUAUGACUACGUGGACGUGGAGACCUUGACCAGCAUUGUCAGUGCGGGGCGCAACUCCUUCCUAUAUGCAAGAUCCUGCCAGGAUCAGUGGCCUGAGCCCCGUGUCUACGAUGAUGUUCCUUAUGAAAAGAUACAGGACGAGGAGCCCAAGCGACCUGCUGGGGCCCAGGUGAAACGCCAUGCCUCCUCCUGCAGUGAGAAGUCCCAUCGAGUGGAUCCACAGGUCAAAGUCAAGCGCCAUGCCUCCAGUGCCAAUCAGUACAAGUACGGUAAGAACCGAGCUGAGGAAGAUGCCCGAAGGUACCUGGUUGAAAAAGAAAGGCUGGAAAAAGAGAAGGAGACAAUCCGGACGGAGCUGAUGGCCCUAAGGCAGGAGAAGAGGGAGCUGAAGGAAGCCAUUCGGAACAACCCAGGAGCCAAGUUAAAGGUUCUGGAGGAAGCCGUGGCCUCCCUGGAAGCUCAGUGUCGGGCCAAGGAGGAGCGCCGGAUUGACCUGGAGCUGCGGCUGGUGGCUGUGAAGGAGCGCUUGCAGCAGUCCCUGGCUGGGGGCCCGGCGCUGGGGCUCUCCGUGAGCAGCAAGAACAAGAGUGGGGAAACUGCAAAUAAGCCCCAGAACAAUGCCGCAGAGCAGCCUCUCCCUGUCAACUGUACUUCGGAGCUGAGGAAGAGAAGCCCAUCCAUCGUAACCUCCAACCAAGGAAGGGUGCUACAGAAAGCCAAGGAAUGGGAAAUGAAGAAGACCUAGAAAAAGGAUGAAGAUUUCAUUCUGAAGGAAACACAAGAUUGUAUUGAAAACACUUUUUUUCACAAGGAGAUGCCAGAAGACUGGAAGUAGCCCCCACUCUCCAGAGCACCCAAAAGACCAGCCUUUAUUGUCUGCAUGAUUAUAGGGGAUAUGGGGAGGGAAGAAAGAAGUGGAAGGGAAGGGGGAAAUAGAGAGUGUCCUCAUAACUUCACAGAGGGUGGGAAACGGGGGUGGAGGGAGACAGAAAUCUGUGCGGUUGUAAAGGUUUUGUUAAAUGUCUUUACCUUCACUUGUGAAGAAGAAAUGAAAGCACACAUGAAUGAGCCAAUCCAAACCAUUCUAGCAUCCUACUCCCAGACUUUGGGGCAAAGACGACAGCACUGAAGCAUUGGUAGGUAGUACAAGACAAAGAGAUAAGACUCAAUCAUCUGAUCACACUUGUGCCAAUUGGAUUCGUAUUGGGCAUUACUGACAACCCCGGUACAACAUAAACAGACCGAAAAAUCAAUAGAAUCUCCCUGCCUGCAUAAAGGUGGACAAAAGCUAUAGACAACACCCAAAUUCUGCCAUCAUUCCUUAUGUGCUCCAGAACUGGACCAAUUUGGCUACUAGAAUCCCGCAGUUGAGUUGUUUUCAAAUUAGAGAGCUGAUACACAGUAAGCAAGGGGAAGUUCAGCAGCAGACUUACUUUCAGCUCACUUUAAGUGAUAGUGAUAGGAACAUGGAUUUCUAAUGUCCACAGAAUGUUGCAGGUACCGUAGGGUGGGGUCAUUUGUGGUCAGUCAGUCCUUUACCCAUUUCCUAUGACACUCAGGCUCUAGGAGCUAGGGCUAGAAAUCCAAGUGACAUUCUUUAAAUCUUUAUCCUGAUUUUUGCACUUGAAGGCUCUCCAGUCUGCCCUUCCGUAUCUGCUGUCAAGUAAAAAUAUCAGGGACACUCAAAUGACAGUGGCUCUUUUCUGCUGUGAGUGCCUUUGACUAACACCUGAUACUUUUAUAGGGAAGCAAGGACUUCAAGUCUUGGGCAGUCUCCUUACUGUUCAACUAACUACUUUCUAAACAGUGUAGGCACUUUUUAGGUCUUUACAUUUCCUUCCAAAAAAAGAUAAAACCAGUUAACCGUUAAGAGCUCAAAGGUUAGGGCCAAGAGAGAAAGAAAAUCCCAGAAUAACCUUUGGACACUUUGCUGGAGGCUUCAUAUACUUUACCCUACCUAGGGCUUUACAUACUUUGGAGUUAUCUGAACUUUACCCCACUUUGAGGUAGCUGGAGAACAGAGCAGGGAAAAUAACCUGAUCAAAAUCACCUAGCUGGUCAGUGGCAGAGCAUAAGGUUUAGGGCCUAUGAGCCUAUAUCCAGACAGGGUUGGGUUUGAGCCCUGCCUCUGCCACUGACCAGCUGGUGAGUCUGGGAAAGUCACUUGACCUCUCUGGUUUUCGUUUUCUUUAUCUGAGAAACCUAGGUUAACAGUUCUAUUUUCCUCCCAAGACUAUUAGGUACAUGGGAAACAUCUUGCACACUGUCUUGAGAAAGAAAAGCUCAGUCAAUAGUGGCUCUUAUUAUUAGCUAGAUAAGAAAUGUCUGACUAAAAAUCCUGUGUUCUUUCCACUGAAGAAAUUAUGUUUAUAUGGUAAUCACAGCCAUCAUAAAGCUAAACAGCAACUAAUCCAUAACUGACAGGUUUUCAUCCAGAUUCCACUUAAAGCAUCUUUGGUAAAAAAGGGACUCACAAAAUCUGGAUUGUUAGUAUUCUUUUUUAGAAUGUGGAUUCUGGAAUGAUACCCAACACUCCGAUUAUGUCCUCAGUGUUUUCUUUCUCAGGCAAUUAUUAUGGGAUUGAACAUCUUUCCCCACCGAUAGAUCUUGGGGGUCCUUGAGAGGAGGAACACUAGAGAAUUAAUAAUAAACAUUUGAGCACUCCAUGCAUCAGGUACUGUGUUAGCCAAAGUGCAGGUAUGCAACCUGUGCGGUCACAAAUAUUAGUAGAGCCCUGGCCUUGGUUUAAUGUUCUGCUGUUGCCCUCUUAAUAAUUUUUGAACAAGGGGUGUCACGUUUUCCUUUUACCCUUUAAAUUACAUAGCCAGUCCUGGUACUAACUAAUGACUUUUCCAAGCAUUAACCCUUUCAUUUUCACUAAAACUCCGUGAGAUAGGUUACAUUAUCUCAGUUUUCAGUUUGGGAAACUGGAGCCCAGAGUUAGGAAGGGGUAGAGCGAGCAGCCCUUCCUCUUAGUUCCAAGGUUCUAUUUCAUCCAUGUCUUACCCUACUCCCCCUGCACUGCAGCAUUCAGAAGCACACUAGCACUUAAUAGAUGAAUGAAUGGAUGAACGCAUGUAGCACAUUUGGUGUAAGUUAGUCAGCUAAGAGAUGUGUAACAAAAUGGCUAAAGCAUAGAUGCCAUUCCUCAUUGUUAAAAAGCCUUUUUUUUUUUUUCUCCAAGGUAUAGGCUCAUGGCUGUAGGGUGGAUUUGAAGCUCCAUCCUUCCCAACACUGCCAAGUGUUGGGGCUAUCAGAUUUCUAGUGUCCCCGAAUCCUCAGUGGGGGACCCCGAGCAGGCUUACCAACCUCUCUGAGCCUCACUUUUCUCAAAUGUAAAAGGGGGAUCAUAAUCCUUCCUUAACCCAUGUUUGCAAAAAAACAAACAAACAAAAAAAAAAACCCAUGUUUGCCCUGCUCCUGAGGCCAAAAGGAAAACAUCAGGUGUUGGUUACAUUGCAUCUGGGCUUGGCCACGGACAGAAUAUAAAGAUGCAGAAGUCUCCAGUUCCGUCCUCAGGGAACUCACAAGACGAGCAGAGAGAAAAAUCUGACCCAAAGAGCUACAGUACAAGUAAGCCGUGUUAUGGUGAAGAUUUAGAAUGAUGAGGGCACACUUCUCAUUCCUUAAAUAAUUUUUUUGGACCUUAGGGACUGUCCAGUAACUAGUGUGGCAACUCCCAAGUGCCCUCAACCCCGAUCACCAGUCUAUCCUAACUUCCUGACACUUUUUCGUACUAAAUCUCUCUACAAUGCAUUCACGUCCUCCUGUCUCCACGGACACUGACCAUUUGAUUCAUUCAACAAAUACUGGUUGAGAACCUACUAUGUACACUGGACGUCAGAAACCACUCACGGCUCUGAACCAGACCGACAGGCUUCUGCUGAAACUCUAGUUGGGAGAACAAAAAACAAAACAGAAUGUGGAACCAGAAAUGAGCUGGACACACACCUGAAAGAGUAGCUGCUUUAGGUAGGGCGUUACAAAGGCCUCUUGCGGGGUCUCCAGCACAGAACAGAGCCCCCCACCCCCAGCCCUGCACGAACUACAACCGCUGGUCUCCCUACCUCUUUGCUUAGACCCCAGCAAUCUCCAUCACACAGGAGUCAAAGCGACCUGUUAAACACGUAAAGGUCAAUCAGAGUUAAGGCUCCAGCUCCUUCGACACAACAUUUUCGGACUAAAGUCACCGAUCCACCGUUCCCUGGCAAUAGAGCCAACCCAUCUCUGCCCUGACGGAGCUCACAUUCUAGUAAACGGAAACGAGAAAAUACUCCACAUUUUAAAACACAGCCAAGUCAGAAAACAAGGAAACUGGGGGGGGGGGGGACGACACAACAACAAGUAAGAGUGACGGCGGAGUCGGGCUUCAAUUUUUGUCUUAAACCGGUCGC
This is a messenger RNA of Nyctereutes procyonoides (raccoon dog), 6038 nucleotides long. It is a transcript of the gene AFAP1L1, whose product is annotated as actin filament associated protein 1 like 1. The coding region runs from base 56 to 2389 and encodes 777 amino acids. The transcript has 19 exons. Gene Ontology annotation, molecular function: SH3 domain binding. Gene Ontology annotation, cellular component: cytosol. The record is from RefSeq and is a predicted model, not a curated record. Lineage: Eukaryota; Metazoa; Chordata; Mammalia; Carnivora; Canidae.